AUGGGGGUCACCUUCCUCCAGGCCAACCUCAACCACUCCGCUAGGGCGCAGGAUCUCCUCCUGCAAUCCAUGGCGGAGUGGGAUUUGGAUGUCGCGGUGGUCGCGGAGCCGUACGCGGUUCCCUCCCUGCCCCACUGGGCGGGGGAUCUGGAUGGCCUCGUGGCCAUCGUGGCUAGGCCUGGUGCCGCCCCUCCCCUCGCGAUUAAGAAGAGAGGGAACGGCUUUGUGGUGGCGGUUCGGGGAGAGUACGCCAUAAUUGGUGUUUACUUCUCCCCGAACCGGGAUUUGCCGGCCCUGGAGCGGUUCUUGGAUGCCCUGGGGCCGGAAAUAAGGCGGUUAGCGCCCCUAAAGGUCUUCGUGGCCGGUGACUUCAACGCCAAAUCAACGGCGUGGGGGAACCCGGCCACGGAGCCCAAGGGGCGAAAGCGACGGACGGGCGGAUCGGUGGUGGACCUGACGUUCGCCACCCCCUCCGCCGCGCGCUCCGUGUCGGACUGGAGGGUGGAAGGGGGGGUGGAGACACUCUCGGACCACUUGUAUAUUCGGUUCGAGGUGUCGGCCGCCCCCCAAUGUCAGGCGGCAUCAUCGUCCCGGGUGCGCAGCCGGUUCCCGCGCUGGGCCCUUACGCGGCUUGACCGGGAGCUGGCGGAAGAGGCGGCCAUCGUCGGCCGCUGGAGCCUCCCGCCUCUAGACGGAAUGGGGGUGGACGACGCGGCUGACCGUCUCGGCGACGCUUUCACAGCGGUGUGCCGGGCGGCCAUGCCAAGCGUAGGUCGAGCCCCCCCUAGGCGGGCGGUCUAUUGGUGGUCGGCGGAGAUUGCCGCCCUUCGCGUCGCCUGCAACGCGGCCCGAAGGGCCUAUAGCCGAAGCAGGCGGCGCAGUCCCCGGGACGAGGAGAGGGAUGGUCAGCUGUAUGCGGUG
Plodia interpunctella (Indianmeal moth) is the source of this 921-nucleotide messenger RNA. RefSeq lists its product as uncharacterized. The transcript is spliced from 2 exons. Gene Ontology annotation, molecular function: catalytic activity. Lineage: Eukaryota; Metazoa; Arthropoda; Insecta; Lepidoptera; Pyralidae. The annotation marks the transcript as partial. The record is from RefSeq and is a predicted model, not a curated record.